Molecule: messenger RNA, 4799 nt
Organism: Anopheles stephensi (Asian malaria mosquito)
Lineage: Eukaryota; Metazoa; Arthropoda; Insecta; Diptera; Culicidae
Gene: bowl
Product: protein bowel
Exons: 3
Coding region: 1434-3746 (770 amino acids)
Biological process (GO): embryonic hindgut morphogenesis; regulation of transcription by RNA polymerase II; embryo development
Cellular component (GO): nucleus
Molecular function (GO): DNA-binding transcription factor activity, RNA polymerase II-specific; RNA polymerase II transcription regulatory region sequence-specific DNA binding
Source: RefSeq, a predicted model, not a curated record
UCGUUUGCUUCGAGAUACCGUGGCCGCAUGACGCUACGCACCUGUGCACCGCUCGCCGAACGCUCGCUAACGCAGAGCAGAGAAAAUUGCAAAAAAAGACCCACCGUGCCGAAAGGCGGGCUUAAGUUCGUUUCUUUUCUCGCUCCGUCUGCUGCCGAGCUCCAGCACCGUCAAGAUGGAACGCCGUGAACGCGUUCGGAACGCGCAAAAUGCCGUCGGGAGCUGUGUGAUUCGAUUAAAGUAAGUGGCGCAAACGGUGUAGUGGAAUUGAAUAACAAUUUAUGAAAAGUGUUUGUGAAAAGCAACAAGGAAAAAAGGUGAAAUAUAAAAGUGAGUGUUUGAAGCAAAAAAAAAGUGCUAAAAGAGAUGUAAAGUGGUUAAAAAGAACAACAAGUAGAGAAAAGAAUAUACAAGUGAAAAAGUACAACAACCGUGCAAUUGGUGACUUAAGCAGUGUAAAGUUAAGAUAAAUCGCAACAGUGUACAAAACAAAACCGAAAAGUGCAAACAAAAAAAGUCAAAUCAAGUAAAGAAAAGAAAACAAGAAAGGAUAACGCAUCACACAAAACAACAAGAGAAAAGGGAAAAGUAAAAGAAACAACAAACGAAACGAGAAGAGAUUAAAAAGUUAAGCUCAUUGUGCGUGUGACGUGUGGUAGAAUAGAAGGGGAGGUGCAGAUGAGCAGUGGGAACGCUGCGCAGUGCAUCGUACGGUGGAGGAUGGCCACAGAGGCAACAAACGAAAUGUCGAAAGAAUAACAAACAACCAACCAAUCCGCACCAGCCGGGCCGGGAAUGCAGCCAGCACUGCAAUAAGCUGUCCUCGCUGCUGCUGCUGCUGCUGCUGUCACCCUGAAGAGUAGCAAAUGUAGGAAGGUGAAAAGUGAAGUGAAGUGAGUGAGUGAGUGUGUGGCGUAGCGCAGUACCGAGCGGGAUUAAACUGGCGAUGUCCGAAGGCCGCCGUGGAUGCUGUAGAGAUAUAUGAUAUGCGUGUGCCGCGUUGGAGGUUCGUUGGGAGGUCUUCCAAACCGAUUUAGGGGAGAGUUGGAAACCGUUGGCUGAACGACAGCUAAGUUCGUGUGUGCAGAAGAUGCAACUGAUGAUGAUGGUGUGGGGUGAUGAUAAGUGCCAGUGAGUUUUGAGGAAUGAAAUGUUCUUAAGUUGAGUGAGAAAGUUUGAAAGGAGAAGAAUACGUACAGCAAGUGACAAGUGAUAAGCUAAACUGGGAAUAAAAAAUCGUGUGUUGAAAGUAGCAGCAGCUAACAAGUCGCUGUAAGGGAAGUGGUAAGGUGUCUUAACGUGGAUUUCUCUAGAGCACACAUCGCACUGCAUCUGUCUGUCAAAGGAAACGGUGCGUGAAAGUACGUCUGUCGCGUGGACGCAGUUCAACCACCGACUCAGACUGGGCUUGGCUCAGUGUGACGUGACGCACAAUGCCCACCGAAGGACCAACGCUGGACGACCGCGGUCUAGCGACACUGUCGCGGUCUUCAAGGAUCGACCAGUUUCUCGCCGGUAACGGUGGACCUCCGACAUCCCCAACCAUCCGAGGAUCUUCCGGAGGUUCCGGAAGUGGAAGCGCCCGCACUCCUUCCUCCUCUUCCAGCGGGUACGAAAGUCAGCUCGCCUUCCAGCAUCACAUGAUGGCGUCCGGGGGUGGACCACCGCCCCAGCAUCAUGGACGCGAAAGUUCCGCCUUCGUGCCCGUACUGCCCUCGCGAGCGCUAAGGCCCAGCCUGUAUCCGGGCGUGCUGGAUGGUCCGCCGGACGGGCUCUCGAAGGACGGUGUACCGAAGCGAGGUUCCAGCUACGAACUGAUGGCCAUGAUGGCUGAUAAGCGAAAGGAGCUCGCGUUGAGGGAAGCGGCCGCCGCCGCUAUGCUUCUUCCCCGACCGGGAGGACCACCGGUACAGUCUCCGUCGGGGAUUUACCCACCACCGGGCGCAUUCCUGGGUGGACCGGGUCCAUCGCCCACGUCGGCUGGUACGUUCACGUUUCCACCGGCGGGUCUGUAUCCACCGGGCGUUCCACCCGGUAUGCAUGCGGGGCUCGAUCGAAGGCUAUUGCGAGCGCCGGGACGGGCUUCGCGGCCCAAGAAACAGUUCAUCUGUAAGUUCUGUAACCGACAGUUCACCAAAUCGUACAACCUGCUGAUCCACGAGAGGACACACACGGACGAGCGGCCCUACUCGUGUGACAUCUGUUUGAAGGCGUUCCGGAGGCAGGAUCAUCUGCGCGAUCAUCGAUACAUCCACUCGAAGGAAAAGCCAUUCAAAUGCACCGAAUGUGGCAAAGGUUUCUGCCAGUCGCGGACGCUCGCCGUACACAAGAUCCUGCACAUGGAGGAAUCGCCCCACAAGUGUCCGGUGUGCAACCGGAGCUUCAAUCAGCGCUCGAACCUGAAGACGCACCUGCUCACCCACACGGACCACAAGCCGUACGAGUGCAACUCGUGCGGGAAAGUCUUCCGCCGGAACUGUGACCUACGACGCCACGCCCUGACGCACACCGUGGGCGAUGUGCCGUCGGAAGCGCUCGAUGUCGGGGUGGACGACGGUGGCCAUCAGCUGAGCGGCGAUGAGGAUGAGACAGUGCUGGAGGUAGACUCACCGGUACACUCGCCGGCGGGACGGCAUCGUUCCGUAUCGCCACCGCUCGACAUGCCUGUAUCGGCCGAGCUGGACGAUGACGAUCGGGAAGAGGACGAACGGCGACCGGAGCUGGAAGCACGCCGCGCGCGUCACGACGACGAAGAGGACGAGGACGACGAGGAGGAGGAAGAUGAUUUGAUCAGUGUGGCAGGACACCCGGAACCCGAUCCUACUCCGGUCGUACAGUGCCAUCACGAACGGCCGAUGGGUUCCAAGAGUCCGUACACGAUGCGCCCACAGUACGAUCACGGAAGUCGAUCGUCGAUGUCUUCCCAAUCGUCUCAGCAUUCCAACUCGAUGCAUCCCACCGGACACGGGGAGGACUCGCGCGAUAGUGGACCACUCUCGAUGCCGCACCCAUCCACACACGCACCGGACGUGUUCGUGCCGAUGCUGCAUGUACGGCGUGACCUUCACCACAAGAUGGGAUUGAUUGGACGUGCCUCCGCCACCAUCACCAGUGGAGCAAGUGGAGGACUUAUGGAUCAUGGAGGUGCGUUCCUCAGUCACAUUCCACUCCGCAAACGUGCUAUGGGUCCCGACGGAGAACCGCAUCCGAUCAUGAGCCGUAGUCUUCAUAUGCAUCCUGGUGGUCGGGGACAUCAUAAGACCCUUCUGCCUGAGGAGGUCCACUCGGGACCGCCGGACUCGCCCCAUCGCGAACCGAUGCCACUGAUAUCGCCCUCAGUGCCGUCUGCCUCACCGGUACUACUCUCACCUCAUCUUCCACCUCAGAGUCUUGCUCUUCCACCACCACCUCCUCCCCCAGCAGCACCCAGCUCGAUGGCCGUUCCGAUCAAUCUGGCGAACCUGUCGAACUUGCCCGUAGUAUUGCCUCCAUCCGCCACCUCAACGAGUUCAUUAUCGAGCGGUGGACCUGGUAGCAGUUCAGCAGCAUCUCCUCACCAUCACCAUCCGAGUGUAGUUCCACCACAACCGACUGCAUCCUCCAACACACCGAAAGGAGGUCCCUCGUUAACGUCCGCUCCUCCAGCAGGUACGAGUACAGCAGCACAGGUAGUGGUGGCACCGCCACCACCUCAACCACAACCACGCAAGACAGGCUUCAGCAUAGAGGACAUCAUGCGCCGCUAGCCCAUGUAGAGAUGUGCCCAGGUGACAAACAGUACAAAAACAAGGCGAGUGGAAUAGGUAUGCAUCUCUUUUAGAAUAGAUCCAGCAAUGAGGGUUCUCGGCACCAAGUGUUCGAGCUCGACGUUUUUCUUCCCCAUUUGCAGUAGUACACUCGGGACAGUACUUGUCCAAUUUAAUGCUGAUAGGUUUUAGAGUAGGUCUAAGAAUUCUAAGCUAAGCUAAGAGAGGUUAUGCCAACAGUGCCUUUUCACACGAUGAUCUACAACGGCUCGCAGGCGUGUAGGUCAGUGAGCGAGCCAAACGGUGUGGUAUCAUCGUUGUUUUACUUCCAGUAAGAGAUAAGCAGCGUUAGCAUAGGGACGUACUGUAAUUCGAUAGUUAAGCUAGCAUUCCCAUCUGUAAAGGUGCAGUAUCGCACUUAUGAACCCAGUUCCGAGGAUUAGGUAGCUAGUGAUCAGAUUCGGUAGAGUGAGAGUCCGGGGAUUAAUCACGUGGCCAACGUCGAGCCUGUAAAUGGCAGCUGUAUUAGUGAUAUAUUACGAGGUAAGUUCAGGUAGUGGCUCCAUAGGUGUGGAGGUGUAGAUUUCAGUUUGCUGACCUGCCCGGUCCGGUCGGUUUACACAGGUUCGUUUAAGUAUGCAUUUAACGCUUCCUUGUCACAAACACACUCAUCCCACAGCUCUUACGAGAGCUGUGUUGUGUCUGUGUUGUGUAGGAGCGGUUCUAGAGAUAAAAAGAGGGAUAGAGAGUGAAAAAGUGCUAAGAAUAUGUCAGGAACUGUCAACUGUAGAAAGGAAUAUUUUUUAUUUUGAUGCAACCUCCAUAUAUAUAAGAUAUUUUGUGAUUCGCUCAAACAUUCUCGAUGUAUGCUUGACUCGAUGUGUGCUCCGUUGAGAGCAUUCGUUAGGGAUUAGGAGUUUCGGGCUUUUCGCCACUGUUAAAAGAGUCCACAAAUCGUACAAUCAUUUUCAUUAAAUGUAUUAUGUUCUUUUCAAUGUAUUGAAGCGAUCGAAAUAAAGUAAAGAAAGCUGAUUUUUCAGAAGGUAACACACA